ACAACAUCUCACCAACAGUCUAUCUCCACAGGAGACACAGAGACAAUCACAGACAACAGGAGACAGUGAGACAAUCGGAGACAAUCGGAGACAGUGAGAUAAUCAGAGACAUCAAGAGACAGUGACAGACACCUGGAGACAGUGAGAGACACCUGGAGACAGAGAGAGACACCUGGAGAUAGUGAGAGACAGUGAGAGACACCUGGAGACAGUGAGAGACAACAGGUUCGUCUGACUGAAGAAGGACGGACAUGUCGCCGUCCACAGCUGUGACAUCUCUCUGCACCGUCCUCACCUGCUCCGCCCUGAUCCAGUGUUCAGUCUUCCUGCAGCAGCCGGUGGCAGUUCAAGUCUUGUCAUCCCGGCGGCGGCGUGCGAACGCGGGUCUGGAGGAGCUGUUCCCUGGAGACCUGGAGAGGGAAUGUAACGAGGAGGUCUGCUCCCAGGAGGAGGCGGCCGAGAUCUUCCAGACCACCGAGAAGACGAUGGAGUUCUGGUUCAAAUAUACAAAUCUGAACCCUUGUCGUACCAACCCCUGUCUGAACGGAGGGAUGUGCACGAUGGACCGCGGAGACUUCCUGUGUCUCUGUACUCCUCAGUACCACGGCAAGACCUGCGACUCAGUGGUGUCGGCGUGUCGCUAUAGAAACGGCGGCUGCAUGCAGUACUGCAGGGACCUGCCAGGGGGCGCUGGCGUCCUGUGCGGCUGUGCUGAAGGGUUUCACCUGGAGACGGACGGACUCACCUGCUCCCACGCCGCCGCAUUCCCGUGCGGCCGCCAGGACCACCAGCUGCGUCUGUACGGAGCUCGCUCUCUGUGGAGCGACUCGGACACGCUCAACGUCACCGCCGACACGGACGUCAUGUUGGAGGACAACAGCACAGACAGCUGGGCAGCAAACGCAACAUCUGGACAGAGAGAAGCGAACGAGACGGAGAUGGGGGUGGAGCCGAGGGAGGGGGCGGAGACUCGGAUCGUGGGAGGAGUCCUGGAGAAACUAGGAGGGAGUCCCUGGCAGGUUCUGCUCCGCAGGUCUAAUGGUUUUGGUUUCUGUGGGGGGACUCUGGUCUCUGACCGCUGGGUGGUCUCUGCUGCUCACUGCAUGGAGGAGACUCCAGACCACGUUACUAUAGGUGACUAUGAUAAGCGGCGUCCUGAUCCAGGUGAGCAGGUGAUAAAGGUGCAGCAGGUGUUCGUCCACCCUCACUUCCACUCCUUCACCUUUGACAGCGACCUCGCUCUGCUGCUGCUCGCCGAGCCCGUCACCCGGAGCGCCACCGCCAUCCCCGCCUGCCUCCCCGACCGCCACCUGGCCACAUACCUGCUGCAGGAGGAGAACCGCGGCGUGGUGACGGGUUGGGGUCUCACACGCUUCCUGGGCAAGUCGUCCCGUUUCCUUAGGAAGGUGACGCUACCGGUGGUCAGCCACCAGGACUGUACCGCCUCCACCCAGCAGGUGGUCACAGACAACAUGUUCUGUGCUGGCUACCUGGACGUGUCGAUGGACGCCUGCAGCGGGGACAGCGGGGGGCCGUUCGUGGUCAACUACAGGGGUACCUGGUUCCUGACCGGCGUGGUCAGCUGGGGGGAGCGCUGCGCCGCCAGGGGGAAGUAUGGCGUCUACACCCGCCUGGGGAACUUCCUGACCUGGAUCAGAGACACCAUGGAGAACCAGAACCUGAACCUGAACAGCACCGCCAGCAGCAGACCCUGACCCGCCACACACACAUUCAGAGUGGAAUGUAUUAUAAUUAAUAUGAUAUAUGUGAUGUACAUGUUGAAUGUAAUGAAAUGAUCGAAGCUCUCUGAUGAGCUUCUCUCGUAAACAUCUUCAGAUUCAUAAAAUGCAAAAAGUGUUUAUUUCAGUUCAUACUUGUUAUUAAUUGACAGGAGUGUAAAAU
Molecule: messenger RNA, 1902 nt
Organism: Centropristis striata (black sea bass)
Lineage: Eukaryota; Metazoa; Chordata; Actinopteri; Perciformes; Serranidae
Product: coagulation factor X
Exons: 11
Coding region: 252-1715 (487 amino acids)
Biological process (GO): proteolysis; blood coagulation
Cellular component (GO): extracellular region
Molecular function (GO): serine-type endopeptidase activity; calcium ion binding
Source: RefSeq, a predicted model, not a curated record